CCAUGGCUGCAACCAAAGAUGUCCUUCGUCGCCCGCAACGGAACCCGAUUCGUCGACUCGGAGACGGGGUCGCUGGUCUACGUUAACGGGUGGAAUUCGUACUGGAUGAUUUCGUCGGGUUCGCCGGAGCUGGUUAAGGAGAUGAUGAGGAGAGGAAAGGCUAUGGGGAUGACGGUGUGCAGGACUUGGGCGUUUAAUGAUGGUGGGCCCAAUGCGCUUCAGAUCUCGCCGGGGGUGUUCGACGAGAGAAUUUUUCAGGGAUUGGAUUAUGUAAUAUAUGAAGCCAGGAGGAAUAAUAUAAGGCUGAUUCUUUCUCUUGUAAAUAAUCUCAAUGCUUUCGGGGGCAAAGCCCAGUAUGUCAAAUGGGCUAAAGCAGCUGGAGCCAAUGUGACAUCCUCGACGGAUUCUUUCUUCUCACAUCCCACUAUAAAGAGAUACUAUAAGGAUUAUGUAAAGGCAAUAUUGACGAGAAAGAAUUCAUUUAGUGGUGUCACAUAUUCUGAUGAGCCUGCUAUAUUUGCAUGGGAGCUUAUGAAUGAACCUCGUUGUGUGUCCAACUCAUCUGCUUCUCUUCUUCAGGCUUGGAUUACUGAGAUGGCAUCUUAUAUCAAGAGCUUGGAUCAGAAACAUCUCGUCACAAUUGGCCUUGAAGGGUUUUAUGGCAAGGAAAGAGCUGAAAGAUUAGGAGUCAAUCCCGGGAAUUGGGCUUCUUCACUUGGUUCAGAUUUCAUCCAAAAUUCAGCUGUUGAGCAUAUCGAUUUUGCUUCAGUACAUGCAUAUCCAGAUAGCUGGAUACCAAAAGCAAACUUAGAAGAGAAGGUUAAGUAUCUGUCUGACUGGGUUGAUUCUCAUGUGAACGACAGUGAGUACUUGCUGAAGAAACCCGUGCUCUUCUCAGAGGUAGGCUCUCACCUGGAAAUGAAGAAGAAUGGACUAUAUGACAGAGAUAUUUUAUUGAAGACGGUUUAUGAUAAAGUGUAUGAGUCGGCUAAGAAAUGGAAAGCUGGAGCCGGAGCUUUAAUCUGGCAAUUAACGGUGGAAGGAGUUCAAGGAUAUCAUGAUGAGUUCUCACUUGUAGCAAGAGAGCACCCAUCCACUUAUAAGCUCAUAGUCAGACAAUCUUGCAGGUUAAAGAAUUUGUUUAGAGAUAAAGGGGAAGCAAAUAGAACUGUUGACCACCAAUGUGCUGAUUUGCUAUCGUAAAUACUGUUAUUUGUUCAUUAGAGUGUUCAAUGUACGAGGAAACAAACAGAAGAUUUCAACCGUGUGCAGAGAUGUACCGUGAUGUGUAAUCCCAUACCUAUGAGUUUAUAUAGUAUAUACGAAAUUAUAGAUAUUGUUUCAUUUGUUCA
Messenger RNA from Asparagus officinalis (garden asparagus), 1352 nucleotides. RefSeq names its product mannan endo-1,4-beta-mannosidase 6-like. The coding region runs from base 19 to 1203 and encodes 394 amino acids. The transcript is spliced from 4 exons. Gene Ontology annotation, molecular function: hydrolase activity, hydrolyzing O-glycosyl compounds. NCBI's taxonomy places the organism in Eukaryota, Viridiplantae, Streptophyta, Magnoliopsida, Asparagales, Asparagaceae. The record is from RefSeq and is a predicted model, not a curated record.